Pochonia chlamydosporia 170 is the source of this 1530-nucleotide messenger RNA. Its product is annotated as betaine aldehyde dehydrogenase. The record is from RefSeq and is a predicted model, not a curated record. The transcript has a single exon. Lineage: Eukaryota; Fungi; Ascomycota; Sordariomycetes; Hypocreales; Clavicipitaceae. Gene Ontology annotation, molecular function: aldehyde dehydrogenase (NAD+) activity. The coding region runs from base 1 to 1530 and encodes 509 amino acids.
AUGACAUUCGCAAAGGAGAUUCACACCUUCCACUCGGGCAAACCCCAACCCCAGACGUCUUCUUCUUCUUCGACAUUCAAAUCCAUUGAUCCGACGACUGGCGAGCCUCUCGCAACCAUCUACACCACAACUUCUACCCAGCUUGACGAUGCCAUAGCCGCCGCGCAAACAGCCUUCCCCAUAUGGUCCCAGACUCCUGCUCCCAAGCGAGCAGCCAUUCUCCUCCGCGCCGCUGCUCUAUUGCGCGAGCGCAACGAUGAACUCGCCCUCACAGAGACCCUCGAUACCGGCAAGGCUUGGUCUGAGACGUCCACCGUCGAUGUCGUCACUGGCGCUGAUGUCCUCGAGUACUAUGCCCAGUUCAUUGCUGGAGGUCUCCCCGGUCAGCAUACCCGCCUCCGCCAGGAUGCGUAUAUCCUCACAACGCACGAACCGCUAGGCGUCUGUGCUGGAAUCGGUGCCUGGAACUAUCCUAUCCAGAUUGCUCUGUGGAAAUCCGCGGCUUGUCUGGCUGCUGGCAACUGCAUGGUGUACAAGCCCAGCGAGGUUACGCCUCUGCAUGCAAACACCUUGGCGCAGAUUUACAUUGAGGCUGGUCUACCUGCUGGUGUAUUCAACGUUGUCUACGGCGAUGGCCCGGCUGUCGGUGCGCCUCUGGUUGCUCAUCCCGGCAUUGCGAAGGUGAGCUUCACCGGCCAAGUGAGCACCGGCAGCAAGGUAGCCAGCGAAGCUGUCAAGAACAUGAAGAGUGUCACCAUGGAGCUCGGCGGAAAAAGUCCCGUCGUUAUUCUCCCCGAUGCUGAUGCCGACGAAGCCGCCGACGUGGCCAUGGCCGCAAACUUCUUCUCCACGGGCCAAGUCUGCACCAACGGCACGCGAGUCUUCGUCCCGGAUACCCUGCUCCCCGCCGUCGAAAAGGCCCUCGUGCAGCGAUGCCGCGAUGGUAUUCGCAUGGGUCUCCCCCGCGAUGAAAAGACCAACUAUGGCCCCGUUGUCAGUGCAGCACAACGCGACAAGAUCAACAUGUACAUCAAGCAUGGCAAGGAGGUCGACCGCGCAAAGGUCCUCUACGACGGUGCUUCCGAUGCCCAGAAGAACAAGCCUACACCGGGCGGCUUCUGGGUUCCCCCCGUCAUCUUCACCAACUGCACAGACAAUAUGCGAGUGGCUCGUGAGGAAAUCUUUGGGCCCGUAAUGUGCGUCCUGCCAUACAAGGUGUCGGGCAAGUCUCAGCAAGACUGGAUGGCAGAGGUGGUUCGACGGGCAAACGAUACACCCAUGGGUCUCGCAGCGGGUGUUGUGUCGAGUGAUGUUGGUCUUGCGCAGGACGUGGUGAGACAGUUGGAGGCUGGUAUUACGUGGAUCAAUACAUGGGGCGAGUCGCCGGCGGAGAUGCCCGUGGGAGGAUGGAAGAUGAGCGGCAUUGGACUGGAGAAUGGACAUGAGGGUAUCCAGGCGUAUAUGAGAGUCAAGAGCACGUUGGUGCAGUUGGGUAAGGGUGCUUGCAAGGGCUUGUUUGCCAAGUUGUAG